UCCCGCGCAGACGCGGCUCGGCCGGGAAGGCCUAUCUCUGCGCCCGCGGUCCCGCCCGACCCCAGCUCAGGCCAAGCGGGCCGGGUCCCCGCAGCGGGGCGGGCCGGGGGCUCGCAGGCAGACGAGCCUCCCGAGGGUCCGGCGGCGGGGCAGGGCCCGGGAAGCGGGCAAUGGAGGAUUAAGGAGGACUCGAGCGCGGUCCGCGCGAAGCAUCCUGGGUAAAAAGUGGCCGCGGCGCACCGGGCGAGCGCGGAGAGAAGUCGGGGUCAGAGGUCAAGGCCCUGGAGCCCCGCGCGCUGAGCCCCCCACGUGAACGCAGUGAGCGGGAGGAACCUUUUUGUUUGCCACUGCGCAAGCAUGCUCCCCUAUUGACCGAGCUGCUUUUUUCCCCCGGGCCGCUGGAGAGAAGGGCUCCUGCGCACAUCAGCUCACCCCAACCCCACCCCCAACUCAGCCGAACUCUCCCCUUCCUCUCAAGUCCCAUCCCAGCCCCCAGGACCGAGCUGGCAAUAACGCUGUAAAUUUGCUUUAACAACAAGUGGGGGUGGUUGCAUUUACUCCUCCCUCUCCUCUCCUCCCCCUCUUGCUGCGGCUCUUGACACUACUACAAACCAGGACUAUAAACAUAAACAUGUGUCACUGUAACAGGGCAGAGGCCGCUGACAUGGUCAACAAAAUUAUCAAAGAAACCCCCUGGCUUUUGAAGGAUAGUACUUUAUACAUCUGGAUCUGCACAUCCAGGCAAACCAUACCUCCUUGUGCUAGUCUAUCAGAGCAAGAGAAGCUGGAACUUUUGACUGUGAAGGAAGAAAUUACCGUAUGUUUUUUUUCUUACAGGCUCAGAAAUAUCCGUUUAUUCUUUAAAACACUCGGGUGUGUCUAUUUUGAGAACAAGGAAACAUAAAUGCCUGCGUUGCAUUUAUGCUGUAGUUGCAAGCACAGAACAGUUAAGAUUUUGCCAAAUUUUGCAGAGCAGCCAACAAAUGCCUUGGGAUCUUGGUAUUGCAACUGGGAAGCUCCUUGCUCUCCUUUGACAAUAUUUUGGAUAACCUUGAAAAUGACACAAAAUAUGCCUUCAAUUGGUCAUGAAGAGGUGAAGUAAGAUUGAUAUUCAUCCAAAAUAAAAUUUCAAAGGCUUGACUUUCAUGGAAAAAAUGGGAGUUAUGGAAGAUUCAUUUAAACUACCCAGCAAAAGCAUCGCAGACCACUGGAAAUAGUCUACAUCGUACAUCAGCACUUUCUUUUCACCAUUAUUCCAUAAAACCUUUGGAAGCACCUUGGGCGGUUCACAUUUUCUUUUCUUUGCUGCAGAAGCAAUCUCUUCCUAGGAAUCCUGACCUGUGGUGAACAGGACCCUAGCAAAGGCUACACUGGGGACUCCUGGUCGAUCCUGCCUCCAAUCCAGUCUGGUUAAUUGUGAAAAGUGUACACAUUUCUGGCUUAUCUAUGCUUUGUUAUGGGGUCUGACGUGAAACUACCUCCUCCCCACCCCACCUCCCAGCAGAGAACCAAAAUCCAGUUGAAUUGUUACAGUGUUUCAGAGCUGGAGCCUUGAACUGCUUUCUUGGUCAAAUAACUUUGUUUCUGGUAGUAAAAAAGACAUUUCAGGAAAAAUAAAAAAGGAAAAUCAAGAGAAAUUCAAAACCAGGAUGCCUUGAGACAUACGCAGCAUCUGGUGGAGGAUUAACAUACAUACAUGUGUAUGUAUGCGUCACGUAUAUAUUUAUUGCAAAUGGUGGGGCUCAUUUAGUGCCCGAGAUGGGAGACCUGAAGUCAGGGUUUGAAGAGGUGGAUGGCGUGAGGCUCGGCUACCUCAUCAUUAAAGGCAAGCAAAUGUUUGCCCUCUCCCAAGUCUUCACGGAUCUGCUGAAGAACAUCCCGAGGACCACCGUGCACAAGCGCAUGGAUCAUCUGAAAGUGAAAAAGCAUCAUUGCGACCUAGAGGAGUUGCGGAAACUCAAGGCGAUCAAUAGCAUCGCCUUCCAUGCGGCCAAAUGCACUCUCAUCUCUCGGGAAGAUGUGGAAGCGCUCUACACCUCCUGCAAAACCGAGCGGGUGCUCAAGACCAAGCGCAGGCGGGCCGGACGGGCCCUGGGCGCCCAGGCGCCGCCGCCCCCGCCACCGCCGCCCCCGCCGCCCCCGUCGCCGCCCCCGCCGCCGGAGCGCGCCGCCGCCGCGGGCCCCCGCCCGGCCUUCUGGAAGGACAGGCAGCAACUUUGGCGGGGCCUGAACGGCGCGGCGCGGCCCCUGCCAAUCAGCGCGCAGUCCCCGCGCCCGGGCGCCCAGCUACCUCAGCUUUUCAGCAAAUACCCAGGCGCGCACUACCCGGAGCUCGCGCGCUCGCCCUGCAAGCCCCCUCUGCACUACGAGCCCGCGCCGCUGCAGGGCGGCUAUGUCGCCUUCCACUCGGACCCCGCUUCCUGGCGGAGCCUGCUGUGCAGCAAGCACCCAGCCGCCGCUGCCGCCGCUGCCGCCGCCGCUGCCGCCGCCGCCGCCGCCGCCGCCUACUACCAGGCGGCCGGGCCCCAGCCCAAGGCGGCGGCCGGGAGCGCGGGGGGCGCUGGGGGCCCGGCCGGCCUGGGCUACCGCUGCAAGCGCAAGCGCGGCGCCGCCAAGGACUGCCUGCUCGCGCCCCAGCCCAGCGCCCGCCGCCUGCUGCUGCUGCCCAGGUCCUACAAAGCCAAGGCGGCCGCGGCGGCGGCGGCGGCGGCCGCAGCGGCGGCGGCGGCAGCGGCCGCGGGGGCCACUUGCCUGGAGAGGUUCCACCUGGUGAACAGCUUCUGCCCACCGCCCCACCACCACCACCACCACCAUCAUCACCACCACCAUCACCACCACCGUGCCCAGCCGCCGCCGCCGCCGCCGCCGAGUCACCACCCCCCGCGUCACCACCGGCCGCGGCCCCAUCUGGGCAGCUUUCCCGAGAGUUGCAGCAGCGACUCGGAGUCCAGCUCCUAUUCGGACCAUGCAGCCAACGACUCGGAUUUUGGCUCUAGUUUGUCCAGCUCUAGCAACUCGGUGUCUUCAGAGGAAGAGGAGGAGGAGGAGGAGGAGGAGGGAGAGGAGGAGGAGGAGGAAGAGGAGGAGGGGGGCAGUGGGGCCUCGGAUUCCAGUGAAGUCAGCUCAGAGGAGGAGGACUCGUCCUCCGAGUCGGACUCCAGCUCCGGUUCGAGCCAAGUGUCAGUGCAGAGCAUCCGUUUCAGGCGCACCAGCUUCUGCAAGCCUCCCAGCGUGCAGGCGCAGGCCAACUUCUUGUACCAUCUGGCCUCCGCCGCCGCUGCAACCAAACCCGCUGCUUUCGAGGAUACCCGCAGACUUCCUGACCUCAAGAGUAGUGUCAAAGACGAGGCGCCGGAGGAGUGGACUACGCAGAGUUGGGCCCCUAAAGCGUCUCCGGUGUACUGCCCGGCCAACCUGGGGAGUUGUUUCACCGAGAUAAGGAACGAUAGGGUAUCUGAGAUCACAUUCCCACACUCUGAAAUUUCCAGUACUGUAAAGAAAACUGACCUGACAAUUAACUGCCUGGGGGAGGGGGCCUCUUCACCUAGCCCAAAGACAAACAAUGCAUUUCCACAACAAAGAGUGCUCCGUGAGGCUAGGAAAUGCCUUCCAGCAACUCCAGCGACACACUGUGCAGAUAACAGCACAAUAGCUGCGAGGUUCUUAAAUCAUGAUUCUCCUGGUGCAGCAGCAAAUUCCGAAAAAGAUUCCAAAACCCCUCAUUGUGCUGAAUUUGCUACGGAUUUGUCCUCUUCGAAGACUGGUCCUGGAGUGUAUGCAGGAGCAGGAGCAGCAGCAGCGACUAAAGCCGAGAGCCCCUGCACUGAAGUCAGCGAGCAGAACCUGCCAUUUCUGCACAAUGUUAAAAUCAAAAUAGAAGACAGCAGUGCUAACGAAGAAUACGAACCUGGCCUUGUUACAAAUAAGCUAAAGUGCGAGUGCAAUGAUACAAAGGGUGAGUUUUACAAUGUGGCUGAAAGUAAAGAGGAGGACGCCUUGUUAACCACAGCCAAGGAAGGGUUUGCAAACCCUGAGAAAGAAACGCCUUCCUUCACUCCACUGGCUCCAAGUCAGGGCCUUUCCUGCACUUUAGGCUCUCCAAAACCUGAGGAUGGGGAAUAUAAAUUUGGUGCCAGGGUGAGAAAGAACUACCGGAAGCUAGUCCUGGGAAAGCGACCUGGGCUUCAGGCACCUCCAGUCAAGCCAAAUUUGAAAUCAGCUAGAAGCCCUCGUCCCACAGGUAAAACUGAGACACAUGAAGGAUCACUGGAUGAUUUUACAGUUAUAAGCAGACGCAAAAAGGUAGCCAGCAAUGUAGCAUCAGCAGUGAAAAGGCCAUUUAAUUUCAUGGCAAAUUUUCCCUGUCCACCAUCACUCAUUAUUGGGAAGGAUGGGGACUUGUGGCCGGCGUAUUCCUUAAACACCACUAAGGAUUCCCAACCUCCUCACAAGGCCCAUCCUAUAUGGAAAUGGCAGCUGGGCGGUUCUGCAAUACCUCUUCCACCUAGUCACAAAUUCAGGAAAUUUAAUUCAUAAAAGUGUUUUGGAAGAUAUUUUCUUGAACCAUAUUACCUUCCUUUUGUUGUAAACUGCACAGGAUGGUUUGUACAAGUCUAUUAAUGUGUUACACCCCUUUUGGAGUCCUGGUUUAUCGCAUUUUGAAGACAGAAAUCGGAUUACUUAUUUUUUUUCCCCACUGUGGGUUUUUUUUUUUUUUUUGUAGGGUGGGGGCGGGGUGGGAGAAGGGUUGGUUUACAUUCCACAGACUACUUCAGGCUAAAGACUCAAGUAAAACUCAGUUAUUACGGUAGAGCUGGAACACUUUACUGUUUCAAUGCUAAUAAUGCACCGGGUACCUCAAUUCAACUGCUACAAAUAAAUGUCAAAAGGUUGAAUAAUAAAUAUUACAAUGAGCCAUUAAGUUUAUGCACUAGAUUUCAGACCUGAAAGUAUAACUGUUAAUUCAGUGAAAGUUUGCUAGGUUGCAUGGUUACACAGUGAGGCAGCAUGAAAUUUGUGAGCCCAAAGUGUUCUUUCCUGGAGUUCUUGUUUGUGGGCAUCUUUUUCUUUUUACUCCUCCCCUUCCCUCUCCAAGAGUAGUUGCACUUAAUUUUUUUUUUUUUUGAGUGAGUGGAAUGACUGGGGGAGUCCUGAUUGAAUGCUGUUAAAAGAUUAUAUAUAUAUACAUAUAUAUAUAUACAUAUAUAUAUAUUUGUAUUUUUUUUUUGUAAAGGGUGUGAUUUUACUUUUAUAGCCACUCCUUGCAAUUGGAAAAGUCUUUUUUGUGUCCUCAUCCAAAGGUUUAAAAGAUAAGUUGAUUCUUAACUGUUGUCCUCCUUAACUUAUUAUCUGAACAUGACUCCUCAAUCUCGCAAAACAACUGAAAUAGUUCUCUUAAUAGCAGGGUAUUUUAUGGUCUGACUCUCAAGAGUGUCAAAGCAGUAACAACAACCAAGAAAAAUAAAAGGGGUCAGAGUUGUGAGAAUAUCCCAAAUGAAGAAUAACAGUUAUUUCAGGGCUUUUUGGUACCAGAACUCAGGCACUUGGAUUUUAUUACCUAUUACUUUCCCACCUCUCUCACCUUCUGUUUUCAGACCAUCCUGUGUAUAGAACAAGAGAGUUUCUACUGCAAGUGACAAUCAGAGGUGACUAUAUUUGCACUUAAAAAAAAAAAGUAGUUCAACAUGCAAAUGUUUAGGGUUUAGCCCUUGGUAAGGGCCUUGCUGGUGUACUAUGUUGUGACAACGGAAGCAGUAAAUCAAAAUUAUGGAAAUUUGCACUGUUGAAAAUCAUGCUUUAGCUUUAUUUUCAAUUAAAAACACUGUUUAAAAUUCCCGAU
Molecule: messenger RNA, 5839 nt
Organism: Erinaceus europaeus (western European hedgehog)
Lineage: Eukaryota; Metazoa; Chordata; Mammalia; Eulipotyphla; Erinaceidae
Gene: SKIDA1
Product: SKI/DACH domain containing 1
Exons: 4
Coding region: 1759-4536 (925 amino acids)
Source: RefSeq, a predicted model, not a curated record